Gymnodraco acuticeps is the source of this 2644-nucleotide messenger RNA. RefSeq names its product probable palmitoyltransferase ZDHHC12. The coding region runs from base 227 to 1024 and encodes 265 amino acids. The transcript is spliced from 5 exons. Lineage: Eukaryota; Metazoa; Chordata; Actinopteri; Perciformes; Bathydraconidae. Gene Ontology annotation, molecular function: protein-cysteine S-palmitoyltransferase activity. Gene Ontology annotation, biological process: peptidyl-L-cysteine S-palmitoylation; protein targeting to membrane. The record is from RefSeq and is a predicted model, not a curated record. Gene Ontology annotation, cellular component: Golgi apparatus; endoplasmic reticulum.
GCCAGGGGCAACAACAGGAUGGAUAACAUAGAACCAGGGAUCAAAUAAAACAUAUAAAAUGCUCGUAUAUUACGUCCACUAGAUACAUUAUAACUCUAUGGACUGCAUAGUUAUUUGUCUAAUAUGGUUAACAUGGGAUUUAUGAUAUAUGUAUUGGUCUUAUAAAAUAACUAUGUUGUUGCUAGCUAGUUAGCAGCAGCAGCGGUGCUAAUGAAAGAUAUUUAAAAUGGGGCAGAACAUGUUCCGGACCGGGUUUCUGGUCCGGGCCACACACACCCUGCUCACCUGGGUCAUUACCCUCAUACUGUUCCUGCACAACACCGAUCUGCGGAGAUGUGAGGAGCAAGGAGAGCUGCUGCUGCCGCUCCUCUUCUUCCUCCUGGUCGCACUCUCAGUGCUCUUAUACUUUGCUGUUUCUUUAAUGGACCCUGGCUUCAUUCUCACUGACUCUGUCAAGGGUUCAAAUGAGGAAAUGGAAUCGAUGAUUCCUCAGUCUUUGACCCCUCGGCUGAGGCGCUGUGGAUACUGCCUGCUGCAGCAGCAGCCAAUGAGAGCGAAGCACUGUCAGACGUGUAAGCGCUGCGUCCGUCGCUUCGACCACCACUGCCCAUGGAUCGAGAACUGUGUGGGAGAGAGGAACCACCGCUGGUUCAUCGUCUACCUGCUGGUGCAGCUGCUCGCUCUGCUGUGGGCGCUACACAUCGCUCUGUCUGGCAUCACCCCCACCCUCACCUGGGAGCAGUGGUUCAGAGUGAACGGGUUCCUGCUGGCGGCGCUGGGUGUGGUGGGGGUCUUCUCCAUGGUGGUGAUGCUGCUGUUGGGCUGCCACCUGUACCUGGUCUCCAUCAGCUGCACCACCUGGGAGUUCAUGUCACGCCACAGGAUCUCCUACCUGAAGAACUUCAGUGACGAGGAGAACCCGUUUGACCGCGGAGUUAUCUGUAACCUGUGGGACUUCUUCUGCGUGUGCAGCACGGUGGUGUGGGAGAAAAUGUACACCAGAAACACCCCCAACUCUGUCUGACCUCCAACCAGACGGAACAUGAGAAUCUAACCCUGGGUUGGACACUACUUUCAGGGAAAUAACCUUUAAUCAUUAUUUAAUUUGCCCUUUUGGGUAGGCCUUAACAACUUGAGUGGACCAUGAAAUAUGUCCUUACUACCUGCAAAAGUUGAGAUACAGUGUUUAUCAGGUAUUUAGCAAACUAACUGCUGGUUUUGCUUAUUUACUCAAAUUGUACAAUAUUUUUUAAGCAUAACAGAACAUAACUCUUUGCUGGAGUAAAAACAAGGUUUUCUACAAAAAUACGCCCUUUAAACCAUGCUAGCAGUGAUGCCCCAAAGAUGGCAGGGUCCGUCUGAACGUCAGUUUUUAUGUCGGCCCAGAACUUUAGACCUGACUGAAAUUCCUCAAAAACGUUUAAAUGGAUUGCCUUAAAAUGUUCAUGUCCCUCAGAGGAUGGAUCCUAUGCAGUUCAAGGGGGCAGGGCUUUCCAUAUCAGCAUUUCAGUCUUUUUAAUAGAUCCAACCACAGUUGUUUAUUUAUUUGUCUGUUUGUCAGCAGGAUUACGUGAAACUACUGCCCUGAUUUUGUAUGCAACUUUUGAGUCCUUGUAACCCAUAAUAUUUUGGAAUGGAUCAGAAUCAGUGGAAAAUGCACACAAUUUUUGCACUUACAGAAAAGGCCUUAGGGGGUCCUCUCUGAUUGAUCCUUAUAGAUUAUUAACACUUUUGUUCCAAUCCACUUUACCUACAGAAAUCUAAAAUAUUAUUUUCAUACUGCUUUCCUGAUAGUGUCAGUUGAAGCCCAAACUAUACAGCGCCUAUAGCAAACAUGUCUCUCUUUUAAAUGCUUCCUCUAAGACUUUCAAACAUCAGAUUUAAAACGCAGUCCAAAUAAAAACUGAAUGCCUAGCACAAUUAUAGGUAAAAGCUUAAUCUGACUUAAAAAUAGAGAACAAGGCUAAAGAUCUGACAUUCUGUGCUCAUUUCUGGUCCUUCUAUGAUCUAUGAUCCUACAGACAGAUACAAUUUCACAACCAUGAUUAGUUCAGUGGAUGGUUAUUUUCAGUGGUGGAAGGUACACAUACUCAAGUAAUGUACUUAAGUGCCUAAUUGAGGUACUAUAAUCAAUGUACUUUACUUGAUUGUUACCAUUUAAUGCCACAUUAUAAUUAUAAUCCAAUACAUUCUGGAGUCAAAUACUUUUCACACAAAAAAAUCUAGUUACUUUGCAAAUUCCAAUUAUUCAAGCAAAAAUAUGUUCAAUUUAUUCUGCAUAAUAAGUACUUUUGGUUUUGUUACUUAUGUAUUUUGAUACUACUACUUUUUUUACUUUUUCUUAAGUAACAUUUGACUUAACAGAAAUGCAUUUGAAAAGAUCUCAAUUGUUGAAAACCUGUGUUUUCCUCUCAGGUCUGGUCAUUACUUGCUCUACUGUAAAUCGUUGAGUUGUUGCCUUGUGAGAGUGGUGAUUUUCAUAUUGAACACCUUUUGCCUUUAUGUCUAGGGCGAUUCAGGUCUUGUGCCUUUGUUUCUUUACAAAUUGAUAAUCUACACAAAGUGAACCAAACAUGUUUUUUUUACUGUAUUUGUUUUGUUUGUAUUUAUUGACAAGAGUACAUUAAAGCACUGAUGAUAUGCA